AUGGAGAACACGCGGGUCCAAACGGUUCGGUUGAAGCCUCGAGGCCGGCCACGCAUCACCCCUGGGCCUCCCAAGCCGCCCAAGAAGUUCCGUAACACCCUGACCUCGUACAAGAUGAAGUGGGCAGUGAUAGAAUCCUUCGACAGUGUUGGCAUGGCGGAAAUACUGGCACGGUUCUUCCCUCACCACAAAGAUGGCCGCUUGGACUCCACACGCAAGAAGGCAACGUCGUGGCCAUGCCAGGAGAUCGUGCGCACAUACGGUGUUCCUGUGACAUCCCGCAUGAUUCAAGUUAUGGCACUUGAGAUGGCCAUUGACUCUGGUAUCGAGCAGCGAGCAUUCACUGCAAGCUGGUCGUGGUUCCAAGGCUUCAAGAAGCGUUUUAAGCUGACGCUACGUGCAGGCACACGCAUCGGUCAAGACACGCAAGGAGACGGCGACAAGGCUCUCGCAACAUUUGCUGCCCGUGUCGCCCAAGUCAUGCGCGACAACAACAUUGACGUCGUUUACUCUGCCGACCAAACUGCGGUCAACUACGAGUACCUCCCGUGA
Aphanomyces astaci is the source of this 552-nucleotide messenger RNA. RefSeq lists its product as hypothetical. The record is from RefSeq and is a predicted model, not a curated record. Bases 1 to 552 code for a protein of 183 amino acids. The transcript is spliced from 3 exons. Lineage: Eukaryota; Oomycota; Saprolegniomycetes; Saprolegniales; Verrucalvaceae.